AGCCCCUGCCAAGCCCGUCUCUCUCCCCUUGGCACACACUUCUCCACCGGCGACGCCCGCAGCCGCACCCCUCGCCUUACCGCCGCCGCCCCGCCGCCUCCAAUUUCUCUCCGGUAGGAGAGCACUGGAUCCCCCACGAGUAAAGCACCAGAGUAAGAAGCAAUAGAGAUGCCACCCGUCAUGGCAGACUACGAGCAGGAACAGGAGAUGGAGUUGGAGGCCCUGCAGGCCAUCCUCAUGGACGACAUCAAGGAGAUCGACCCCAGCGAAAGCGGGAUCGACACCAACUCCCGCUGCUUCGAGAUCCUGCUAUCCCCUCAGGAUGAUGAUUUCGACGAGGCAGCUCAUGUACCAGUUCAAAUGGCUCUGGUUUUUGCACACACUGAGAAGUACCCAGAUGAGCCUCCACUUGUGAAUAUCAAAAGUGUACGGGGUAUUAAACCAGACGACCUCACAUCCUUGAAAGAAAAGCUUGACCAAGAGGCAACUGAGAAUCUUGGUAUGGCUAUGAUUUAUACUCUUCUCGACUCGGCUAAAGAAUGGUUAACUGAAAAAUAUGGUCAAAAUGCUGGAGAUGAGGAACCUGACGAAACUGAAGAACCAGCAGAGGAGGUCAUUAUACCCCAUGGUGAAGCUGUUACUGUAGAGAGCUUUAUGGCCUGGAGGGAACGUUUUGAAGCUGAAUUGGCGCUGCAGCGUGCUAAGCUAAUGCCAGAGUCAGCUCUUACUGCCCCAAAGGAAAAGAAACUCUCUGGAAGACACUAUUUUGAAAGUGGAAGGCAUAUAACGAAAGGAGCAGGUACAGUUGCUGAAGAAGAUGAGGAAGAGGAGGAGGAGGAUAUCGAAUUCGAUGACGAUUUUGAAGAUGACGAGGAGGACAUGCUCGAGCAUUUUUUAGCAGAACAGACGGGGAAAUCGUCAGCUUAGGCUUGGACACUGUAAAAGGGAACAUCAUGCUGCGCAAAAUCUAUUUUAGGGAAAGCCCGAUGUGUUGACAUAUAUCAUAGAGCUCACUAUCUUUGUGUGUUUUCCCCAUCAUUCAAUUGCCUCGUGGCGACUGACGACGUAGCUGCAUAAAUAUCUAAAAGCCGAGGUAGCAGUGGGUCUCUCUCACUGAUCAAAUUUGAGGCGUUGAGCAUGGAACUGCAUCUGUGUAAUGUACUUCGUCGUGUAAUUUAUCGUGUUUUUCGUCCGGUGAACAUGUAUGCUUUGCAGAGAAUGUUAUAACUUCCGUUCUGUACGUGAAUAUUGUCAACGUGAUACUUCAAUCCAAGUUUACACCGGUAAUUCUUUCAGAUA
Messenger RNA from Triticum dicoccoides, 1299 nucleotides. Its product is annotated as RWD domain-containing protein 1-like. Gene Ontology annotation, molecular function: protein binding. The record is from RefSeq and is a predicted model, not a curated record. The coding region runs from base 169 to 927 and encodes 252 amino acids. NCBI's taxonomy places the organism in Eukaryota, Viridiplantae, Streptophyta, Magnoliopsida, Poales, Poaceae. The transcript has 11 exons.